Messenger RNA from Phyllotreta striolata, 4365 nucleotides. The record is from the annotation of a GenBank genome assembly. Lineage: Eukaryota; Metazoa; Arthropoda; Insecta; Coleoptera; Chrysomelidae.
CCACGACACGGUGUUGUACACUAUACUCCGAUUCUCUCAGGUACAACAAGUUUGUUGUAACAGAAAAAAAUGCUGCUAUAGUUAGACAUGGUUGACAGACAGCUUCAGAAUAUUGACCCAGAAGAGACUAAAAUACGGCCAAGAUGGGGAAGUUUGGCUAAUGAGCGAGACUUGCUAGAUAUACUUAGCAGGGAUCAUUCAUCUCUACAACCCACUUCCUUAACUCUAGCUGCUGUGAAUUCCAAUAUCUACGCUAGAAGACAUUCAGCCACAGACGAGCAUGUCAAAUCUCCAUCUACAAUACCCCUACGUCCUCCACCGGUUCCAAAACGAACUUUACCAGUCAUAAUUAACACAAACACCAACUCAAACUCGAACCAGCCGAAAGCUAGCAAGCCAGUCGAACCCCCGCCAUUACCACCGACUCCAAAAUGCCGUGCACUACCCACAAUAUUUUCCGAAGCCAAGCCGAAACCGACCAACCGCCAUGGCAGUAACGAUACCGUUAACAUCAACGACGCUCGUACGCUCGAUUUGAACAGAAACUCCUGUCAGAAACCGAAUUCCAAGUCGCCUAAUUACGACAGCUCGAUCAAACCCCCCUUGCAAAGCCAAUACCAAGCGAGCAAAUUACCCCCGGCACCAGUCGGACUGCCUCCCCCAGCGCCCAAAAGCCUCAACCACAAAAAUAACAAUAUGUCGAACAAGGUUCAAGUGCAGCAGCAGCACCAAGGAAAGGUGUCCAUCAGACAGGAUUCGAGCGUGUCCAGCGACAGUUUCAGCCAAACGUCUUCGCCCAGUUACACCACGAAGACCAUGGAAACGCCGCUUUUGCCGCCGAGGACGCCUAUCAAGCAAAACGGCGGUUUGAUUACGAAGGUGAAAACUCCCGAAGAGGAUUCUAACGGCAAUUCCAUGAUAACAAAGAGCGCAUCCACUCCUGCUAGCCUGCAGACCGUUGUCCGGUUCCAUAAUGGUUCAAACAUGUCGCUUCACCACAGGAUUAUCAGAGACAUUAGGCGACCCUCGUCUAUGUACACAAAUAGAUUAAAAUUCAGAUUUGCUCAAUUAGUUAUCAACGCCAUAGCACUUUUUGCUAUUGGAGCCGGAAUGGCGGCUUACUUUAAAGCUUAUCCAACAUCAGUGAAAGUAGUUAGCAAGUCUGUAAACGUAACUACCAACCCGAUAAUCGUUGAGAAGAAGAGCGACAACCCGGCGCCGGGCAUCUGCCUGCCCGUCAUAGUUCAGUUUUGCAAGAUGCACAAGAUCCCGUACAAUUUCACCGUGUUUCCCAAUUACAUCGGCCACUUCGGCCAAAGGGACGCCCAGCAGGAGCUGGAAGUGUACGACGCCGUGGUCGAUGUCAAGUGCUACGAUUUGGCCGCUUUGUUCCUUUGCUCGCUGUUCGUGCCGAAAUGCGGGCCCACCGGCGGCGUGGUACGACCUUGCAGGAGCCUGUGCAUGGAAACAAAGAGACGGUGCGGCUUCUUUCUGGAUGUAUUCGGAUUAAAUCUGCCCGAUUAUCUGGAUUGCGAAUUAUUUCCAGAAUCCACAAAUCCGAGUCAGUGCGUUGGCCACCAUGAAGUUAAACAAGCGAAACAACAAGCUGCUAAACCAGUAUGUGAUUUUGGUUUCCAAUGCGACGUCAAACGAUGCAUUCCGAAAGACUGGCAAUGUGAUGGGCAUGUAGAUUGUAAAGAUCAAUCUGAUGAACUGAAGUGUCACAAAUGUGGUCCAGGUAUGAUCAAUUGCGGAGCCAAUAAAUGUAUCACGCAGGAACAUUUAUGUGAUGGGAAAGUCGACUGCCCCUGGGGACAGGAUGAGAGAAAUUGUCUUAGACUAAGUGAACGGAAUGGAGAUGAAGGAAAGGGCCAAUUAGAAGUAUAUCGACCGGAACAAGAAAAAUGGGUACCGGCUUGCAUGGCCACCGUCCAUUGGGACGAGAAAAUUUCAGCCAAAAACAUAUGCUCUCUGCUGGGAUACUCCACCGCUAAUUACAGUCGCUUACUGCGCGGCGUCGACAGCCAAUCGCCGCCGAUCCACGAAAAAAUCGACAUAUGGAAGCUGAACCAGAACAAGCGAUCGAAAAAUUUGAUGAAGGAAUUCUCCUCGUGCAGCCCGGAGAAGAACUAUCCCACCGUGCAGCUCUCCUGCACCAAUUACGUUUGCGGGAAAGUUCGCAAAACUUACGACGUCGCCGGUUCGGCCAAUAAAGCCAAGAACUCCAAGAGGCAGAACAGCCGGCAGAAGAGAAUCGUCGGCGGGGUUCGCUCGCAGCCGGGAGAUUGGCCUUUUCUUGCGGCCAUCCUCGGCGGGCCGGAGGAGGUGUUUUACUGCGCCGGGGUCCUCAUCGCCGAUCAGUGGGUCCUAACAGCAUCGCACUGCGUCGGAAACCAUUCGGAUGUCAACGGGUGGACUAUACAGCUGGGUAUAACAAGAAGGCAUGCCCAUUCGUUUUACGGGCAAAAAGUUAAAGUGAAGCGCGUCGUGCCACAUCCAUUGUACAACGUAGGGGUCGCUCACGACAAUGAUGUGGCGUUGUUUCAGCUUUCAAAUCGAGUAACUUUCCACGAACACCUUUCUCCGGUUUGUCUUCCGCCGCCGGAUAAAGACCUGAAGCCUGGGACAAAGUGCACGGUAAUCGGUUGGGGAAAGAAGGAAGAUACAGGAUUGUCCGAUUACGAACCUGAAAUUAACGAGGUCGUGGUCCCAGUGCUGAACAGAGACCUCUGUAACUCGUGGCUGGAAAACCGGGAUCUGAAUGUGACUGAUGGUAUGAUUUGCGCUGGAUACAAAGAAGGAGGAAAGGACGCUUGCCAGGGAGAUUCUGGAGGACCUUUGUUGUGUCAUGAUGAAGAAGAUGACGAUGUUUGGUUUGUUGGCGGUAUUGUAAGUUGGGGCAUAAAAUGCGCCCAUCCUCAUCUGCCAGGAGUUUAUGCUUACGUACCGAAGUACAUAAAAUGGAUAGAACAGCAGAUAGGAAAAUAUUCGGGAGAGUAAUUGACAAACAAAAAAAAAUUCAUGAGAAAAUGACAAUAAAUGAAACCAGAUUGAAUGGUACAAAUUAUACAAGGUAACUUACAUGAUUUUCUAUGUCAAUUUACACAUGAAAAGAAAACAUAGCAUUUGGUAAUGUUUUGGUACAGCUGAAUUUUUAUCCAGUCUUACAAGUAACCAAAGCCAGAGCUACGCACAAUAUCUAGAUUGAUCCUUUAUAGUGAUAUCUCGUGACAAUUCACCUUGUGUUCGAGCGGACCGCCACAUGUGAUUUGAAUUAUAUACAGCUCUUACAUUUACACAAAUUGCGACGUAUUUUGUCAUUUUUUUGCCGCUGCAUACCUCUUCACGUUACCAAAAGGUUUACCCGCCAACAAAAUCAUUUCCCAUAUUUAUAAUUUAACAGCAUUUAAUGUUGUAAUGAUUUCGAAAAUUUUACACUACAUCACUAGAAACUUUCAAAAUACUGCCAAUCUAUUUGUGGUACCUACUAUUAUUUAACUAAGCAGGAACCUAAUGACAGUAUAUUGAAAAGACAUAUAAACUUAAAAAAGAUAUUGUACGUACAUACGGAUGUUUGGUUCGUAUGGGAAAAAAAGUGUAUUUUAUCCGAAAAUUUAGUUAAAUGUUUAGAGUAAACGUAAUGAAAAAUAUAUGGUAUUUAUAAAUGUUGUUGAUGGGCUUAAAUGUAUCUAACGCUUGUAGGAAGACUGAACCACUAUGCUUAACAUUUUUUAACGCUUAGGAAUAAAUGGUUUACGAAACUUUGUGGUAAUUGUAUCUACAGUGCUGUUCAAAAAGUGUGAGUAAAAUGGUAUAUAUUUCCCUUCAAACUUCAACGUUUCUCCAUUUGAUCCGCUGUUUUGAAUAGCAGUAUAUAAACGGUAUGCUGCGGUGUAAAAAUAAUUUUUUACUCUGUGCUGGAGGUUUCUUAUUUUUUCACUUAUUCUGGAAUACCUGCAACGCCACUUUCUGAAUGAUGAUGAAAUCACUUAUUUUUAUUACGAGUAAAACUCGCUAAAAACAUCAAUCAAAACGCGAUAUAAAAAAUAUUGGAACCUCCAGCGAAACAUAAAUAUAUUUUAUACCCUUAGAAAGAGAAAAUAAUAGUUUUCUAUAGAUUUAUAACUAUAAUAUUAUAGUGUCUAUUAUGCCAUCGUCAUGAAUUUUUAAGAUACAUACUAUGUGCAAGUCAAAACUAUCGGACUGGUUUGAUGAAAAAAAUAUUUACAUCACCUUAUAGAAAAAUUAAUGACUCGUUGAAAAAUUGGCUCGUUAAAAAUAAUAAAUUUAGCAUACCUUAUUUGAGUUCAAAUUAAGCAUUUUCCUAUUGCUGAGGAUUAUUUUUUUAUUACCAGAAUUAAUGCU